AUGGAGCUGUUUCAUUUCAAGUUCACUGUCUUCCUCCUACUGCUUCUCUUUUUGGAGCUUUUCUUGAUCAACUGCGAUGCUGCUGGCCGAUGCCUUGAAGAAGAGAACUCAGCACUUCUGCAGCUUAAGAAAGGUUUUAUAACUAGAAAUUUAGAGACAUGGCAGCCAGGAACGGACUGCUGCAUCUGGGAGGGUGUGACUUGUGAUGAAUAUGGAAGGAUCAUUGCGCUCAACCUAAAGUUUCGACUCAUCGUCGGUACAAUCGAUCCUAGCCUAUUCAAUCUCACAUCAUUAGAAACUCUCAAUCUUGCCAAAAAUAAGUUUGAUGGAAUUGCUAUUCCGGACCAUGGGUGGGAUAGGCUUGUAAAUCUUUCAAGCCUUGAUCUUUCUUAUUCUGGAUUUGUUGGGAAGAUUCCUGCUAGUAUCUCUCGCUUGACAAAAUUGAAUUUCCUCGGCCUCUCUUGCACUUUAAAGGAUUCUCUAGCUAUUAAUCCGAUGAUUUUGCAAAAUAUGAGCAGUCUAAAGGAGCUUCAUCUUGACAAUGUAAAUGUCUCAUCAUAUCGGGAUGAAUGGUGUGGUGUUCUGGUCAAUUCCACCCCUCCGCCGGUACUAACAGCGGUUUAUCUGACGGUUUGGCCGCCGGUGAAUAUUGGCGGCCCAACCGGCCAUUAUGGAAGCUUAUGCCGCCGGUAA
Molecule: messenger RNA, 693 nt
Organism: Dendrobium catenatum
Lineage: Eukaryota; Viridiplantae; Streptophyta; Magnoliopsida; Asparagales; Orchidaceae
Product: receptor-like protein 7
Exons: 2
Coding region: 1-693 (230 amino acids)
Molecular function (GO): protein binding
Source: RefSeq, a predicted model, not a curated record